This is a messenger RNA of Sclerotinia sclerotiorum 1980 UF-70, 1086 nucleotides long. RefSeq lists its product as hypothetical. The record is from RefSeq and is a predicted model, not a curated record. Gene Ontology annotation, cellular component: nucleus. NCBI's taxonomy places the organism in Eukaryota, Fungi, Ascomycota, Leotiomycetes, Helotiales, Sclerotiniaceae. The transcript has 2 exons. The coding region runs from base 1 to 1086 and encodes 361 amino acids. Gene Ontology annotation, molecular function: zinc ion binding; DNA binding.
AUGGAUGAUAGAGGAUUUGCCCCUAAAUUAAAUAGUGUGGAAGAUAUAGCGAAUUAUAUGCUCGAAACACGGGGUGCGAAGAAGGUUGGAAAGCUCUGGGCUCAUCGCUUUGUAAAACGAUGUUCAGAAUUAAAGAUGCGUUUUAAUCGUGUCUAUGACUUUCAAAGAGCUCUUUGCGAAGAUCUAGAGCUUAUUGAAGAGUGGUUUCGAUUGGUAUCGAAUAUGCAGGCGAAAUAUGGGAUUCAGGAUUGCGAUUUCUACAACUUCAACGAAACAGGCUUUAUGAUGGGUAUAAUAUGCCCCGGAAUGGUUGUAACUAGUACUGAACGAAGUGGCAGAAGCAAGGCAAUACAACUAGGUAAUCGAGAGUGGGCUACAGUGAUUAUAUGUGGUAAUAGAGAGGAUGAAACUAUACCACCAUUUUUAGUGGUGCAAGGACAAUAUCACCUUUCUAAUUGGUAUACAGAGACUUUCAAAGCUGUAUAUCAACAAUCGAUUACUAUUCAGAAUAUAAAAGCUGGUUUUCGAGGAGCAGGUCUAAUACCAUUUGAUCCUCAAUCUAUACUCUCAAAACUAGAUGUUAGGAUUCGUACUUCUACCCCUCCAUCUAUCUCCUUGGAACUUACCAAUUUCUGGAUCUCUCAAAUCUCUCACAAUCCAACUGAGGCUCUUUUACAAUCAACUCUAGUAAAAGCUCGAAUAGCUCGUUAUCAAUCAAGCUCUCCUACACCUAUAUUUGAGACUGUGCAAGCUUUAGCUAAAGGUACAGAGAGAUUGACACAUGAAGUUACACUUUUGAAUGCUGAGAAUCGUAUGCUUCGAAGAGCAAAUGAAGCAUUAAGUAAACGUCGACGCGCUAAAAAAAUUCAACUACGUAAUGGAGGAGUACUUACUGGACAAGAAGCUGAAGAUAUAUUAUCACAACAAGAGGUUGAUAAUCAGAUUCAACGCGACGAGCGUCAAAAUGGGGGAAAUUCUAAUAGGGAAUCAUCUACUAGUCGAUGCUGUAGUAAGUGUGGAAAGACUGGUCAUAAUUCAAGAACCUGUCAAAAUAAUACAAUAGAUGCUAGUUUAUUAGAUUCUUAA